AUGGCUGAUCAGCUGACCGAAGAACAGAUUGCUGAAUUCAAGGAAGCUUUCUCCCUGCUUGACAAAGACGGCAAUGGCACCAUCACAACAAAGGAACUUGGAACCGUCAUGAGGUCACUGGGUCAGAACCCAACAGAAGCCGAAUUGCAGAAUAUGAUCAACGAAGUGGACGCUGAUGGUAGUGGCACCAUUGACUUCUCAGAAUUUUUGACUAUGAUGGCUAGAAAAAUGAAAGAUACGGACAGUGAAGAAGACAUCCGCGAGGCAUUCCGAGUCUUUGACAGGGAUGGCAAUGGUUACAUCAGUGGCGCAGAACUACGUUACGUCAUGACAAACUUAGGAGAAAAGCUAACAGAUGAAGAAGUAGAUGAAAUGAUCAGAGAAGCAGAUAUUGAUGGAGAUGGACAAGUCAACUAUGAAGAAUUCGUACAGAUGAUGAGUGCAAAAUGGAGACCUACUGUCAGCUCCUUUUGCCCCCCCUAG
This is a messenger RNA of Hippopotamus amphibius kiboko, 483 nucleotides long. RefSeq names its product calmodulin-like. The record is from RefSeq and is a predicted model, not a curated record. The transcript has a single exon. The coding region runs from base 1 to 483 and encodes 160 amino acids. Gene Ontology annotation, molecular function: enzyme regulator activity; calcium ion binding. Lineage: Eukaryota; Metazoa; Chordata; Mammalia; Artiodactyla; Hippopotamidae.